AUGACUGGAAAAACUGGCGCCCCAAUCAGGGUCAAUAAAUGGGACGGACCAACUGUGAAGAAUACCUUGGAUGAUGCAGUGAAACAGAUAUUAAAUGACAAAAUCGGAUGGAAGGAAUACCAUUCGUUGAUGGAUGGACGGCUGCUCAUAUCGUUCAUUGCCGUUUCUUUUUCCGCAACAGCGAUCGUCUACGAUUACCUGUACCCCUUCCCGAAGUCCAAGAUAGUUCUUGCGGUCUGUUCCAUCACGUACUUCAUAUUGAUGGGUGUCCUACAGCUCUAUCAAUGGUACAUUGAAAAGCGUACGUUCUAUCAAGCUGAAGAAUCGGAUGGUAAGCAGAAACGGGUGUGGAAAUGGAGUUCAGAAUUGAAAAGUUACGACGACAAGUACACCCUUUCUGCCGAAUUCUCGAAGGAAUGGCGGUCUGGGCAAGGGAAGAUUACUAAGUCAAUUGGUGCUUACAUAAAUGAAGUUGGUGAGAUAGUCAUACCGUUGCUGAAGAAGGAUGUUGACCAUCUCUAUGAGAAUCUACUGAAGGGCGAGCAAUGA
Messenger RNA from Angiostrongylus costaricensis, 549 nucleotides. The record is from the annotation of a GenBank genome assembly. NCBI's taxonomy places the organism in Eukaryota, Metazoa, Nematoda, Chromadorea, Rhabditida, Metastrongylidae.